Messenger RNA from Fundulus heteroclitus (mummichog), 1650 nucleotides. RefSeq names its product fukutin (gene fktn). The transcript is spliced from 9 exons. Bases 120 to 1574 code for a protein of 484 amino acids. Gene Ontology annotation, cellular component: Golgi membrane. The record is from RefSeq and is a predicted model, not a curated record. Lineage: Eukaryota; Metazoa; Chordata; Actinopteri; Cyprinodontiformes; Fundulidae.
AGUGGGCGGAGCUUCUUUUCUGGUAAACUUUAAAGAUGGCGGCGGACAGCUAGCGGUGUUUCCCGCUGUUCACUCGUUAGUACAGCUCGGUCCAGACGCCAUGAACGGCUCGGUACCGGAUGCCUCGCGUGAACCGGACACUCGUGUUUGUGCUGCUGCUCGUGAGCAGCUGCGCGUUCCUGCUCUUCCAGCUCUACUACUACCGGAAUUACGUCAGCAAGCAAACUGGUCUACACCUCCUGAACCCUGGAGGUCAUGUGACCUCACGCCAGGUCCAAUGGCAGACCCUCAAGAAGUUCCUGGCCUUGGCUCAGUACUUCCGGCUGCCGCUGUUCCUCGCCGACACCGCCGCGCUCACGCUGCUCUCCCAUGAUGCUCUGCAGCAGCGAGACCGCACCAUGCAUGAGCCACACUGCAGCUUCCUGUGCGCUGGCCGGCCAAUCACCUCCUUCGCUCUGCAGGCCAGCCGGUGGAAGGACCAGCCUGGCUUCCUAUUGGCCGCUGAGGAGAAAGGCUUCGAGCUGCUGGAAGUCCGAGGACACGACCCGCGAUUGGCCAGUCUGGACACCCUAUCAGGGGAAGAGAUCCCCCUGCACUUCCUGUUCCGCCUCCACGGCUACGUCAUCCAGGUGGGUGGAGCCACGGUCACCUGCUCACCGGCUGCUUUGCUCUGGUUCUGCUGCUGUAGUACCGCUGCUUGUCUCCAGGUGGUGCUGCUGUACGAGCGCAGUGGAAACUACCUGUGGCACGGCGUCCUGCGUCUAAAGGCCGGCAUGGAUCGGAGCUUUGCCCCCUUUAACCUGCUGGACUACGGACGCCAUGGCGGAGCCUACGAUAGGCCAGAGCUGAUACUCACAGUCGUCGACAACCUCGACGUCCGGGUCCCACGCAACAUUUCCCGCUUCCUGGCGCAGCGGCGGCGGGCCCGCUUCCUGGAGUGUCGUUACCACGACGCCCGCAGCUUCCUGCAGCUCUACCCUGAGGAUUCAUCGGCGGCGGCCGUGGAGUUUCGUAGGAAAGCCAAGACGUUGCUGAGUUUAGCCGCUCAGACGCUGGGGGAGCUUGACGUCCCGUUCUGGAUCAGCAGCGGCACCUGUCUGGGAUGGUUCCGGCAGUGCAGCAUCAUCUCCUACAGCCGGGACGUGGACAUCGGCGUCUUCAUCGCAGACUUUAGGCCCGACAUCAUCCCAGCCUUCAGAGCCGCGGGGCUGUCUCUCAAACACAAGUUUGGAAAGGUGGAGGACAGUCUGGAGUUGUCCUUUCUGGGUGAGGACGUCAAACUGGACAUUUUCUUCUUCUACAAAGAUGGAGACGUUGUGUGGAACGGAGGAACGCAGGCGAAGAGCGGCAGGAAGUUCAAGUACGUCUUCCCUUCAUUCUCGCUGUGCUGGGCGGAGCUUCUGGAGGUCAAAGUUCGUGUUCCAUGCGAAACGCUUGACUACAUCAUGGCGAACUACGGCGCCACCUGGAGCGUCCCCGUGAGGAGCUGGGACUGGAAGUCGUCUCCCAGCAAUGUGAUUGAAAACGGGGUGUGGCCUGUGGCGGAGUGGGCGGGGCUUAUCCAGGUGUACUAAGAGGAGGCGGAGCAGCAAUUUUUUCAGUAAUCUGUAUGUCAACAUUUGCUUUGCAAAUAAAGUUUUACAAACCAAA